ACUCGCUCGCUCCCAUCAUCCUCCCUCUCGCCGCAGCAAGCAAGCGCACCACGAAGAUAAUCUCUGCUCAGCAUUUUUUUGCUCGAUAGCCACCUGCACACGCGUACCAUGACGGCAUCAGCGGCCUGCUCCUUCUUCUUCGACGCCGAGCUCCUCGGCGAGUCCGGCAUGCCGGCGAUGGACGCGUGCGCGCUCUGCGCCAAGCCGCUGGCGCGCGACAGCGACGUCUUCAUGUACAGAGGGGACACUCCCUACUGCAGCGAGGAGUGCCGCCAGGAGGAGAUGCAGCUCGACGCCAUUUGCGCCAGGCAGGCCGCGCGGAGGCUGCAGCGGUUCUCGGCGGAGACGGAAUCCCACCGUAGGCAGCGACAGUCAAGGUCUCCAGGAAGGUGUCGGUCGCGAGCUAACUGGCCGGCCUUGCCUGAAGAACCAUCGAUGUCUCCGGCUCUCCGGCCAAUGCUCUAACCUGGACCGGUGGAGGCACAAGUGCAGCUUGGCGUCGCCUGCGGAAGGCAAGACAGGGCAGCAGCAUCAGGCGGCACGAAGCAUGGCAAGCUAAUUAGGCGACGCCAAGAACCUGGAUCAUUGUGAUUUUUCUUCUUUUGAAAUAGUAGGAAAAUUGCCCAUGCGUUGCAAUGGAAAACGUGCUAUUAAAACAUUGUCAUGAUGUGAAAACAUGCAUAACAAAUGAAAAGAUUAUACUCCCUCCGUUCCAAAAUAAGUGUCUCAACUUUAUACUAAAUUUAAUACAAAGUUGUACUAAGGUUGAGACAUUUAUUUUGGGACGGAUGGAGUAUGUGUUUUUACCUCCUCGUCGUAUCUGGAUUGAUGCCUUUUUUUACUAUUGUGUACAAUGACAUGAAAGUGUCAUACCAUUGCCUAAUAUCAUAUCUGCCUUAGGAGUAUUGUACAUUAUAUUUUUCAUCUAUAUAUCUUCUGUAAGAAGUAAGAUCAUG
Triticum aestivum (bread wheat) is the source of this 956-nucleotide messenger RNA. Its product is annotated as FCS-Like Zinc finger 1-like. NCBI's taxonomy places the organism in Eukaryota, Viridiplantae, Streptophyta, Magnoliopsida, Poales, Poaceae. The transcript has a single exon. The record is from RefSeq and is a predicted model, not a curated record. Bases 109 to 465 code for a protein of 118 amino acids.